AUGAAUCCAUCGGCCUUCCGUACGGCUUCGCGCCACCUUCAGACCGCAAACCGCCUGUGUAGGGCGCCCGGAACUGCGCGCAAUGCUUCCGUCCGGGGAUACGCCACUGCCUUUAACUGGGAAGAUCCGUUGGUCGCUUCGGAAUUGUACACAGAAGAGGAAUUGGCUAUUCAAGACACAGCUAGGCAGUACUGCCAGGAGCGAUUGCUACCCCGCGUUCUAGAGGCCUACCGAAACGAGAACUAUGACCGCCAGAUCCUAACCGAGAUGGGCGAACUUGGCCUCCUUGGAGCGAGCAUCGAAGGAUAUGGUUGCGCUGGCGUGAGCACGGUUGCCUCCGGUCUGAUCACAAAGGAAGUUGAGCGUGUGGACUCAGGAUAUCGUUCAGGGAUGUCCGUGCAAAGUUCUCUGGCCAUGACGGCCAUCCACGACUUCGGUACUCAGGAGCUCAAGGACCGACUCCUACCGGAUCUGGCAAAGGGAAAGCUGGCUGGAUGCUUUGGUCUCACCGAACCCAAUCAUGGAUCCGACCCAGGCUCGAUGGAGACGGUGGCGCGGGAGCACCCUACCAAGAAGGGGUACUAUCUGUUGUCUGGCACAAAGACCUGGAUUACCAACUCGCCCAUCUCCGACGUCUUGAUCGUCUGGGCUAAGUUGCAGACCACGGGCAAGAUUCGCGGAUUCGUGGUGGAGCGCAGCCAAUGCCCCCCAGGGACUCUGGAGACGCCUGCCAUUAAGAACAAGACUGCGCUGCGCGCUUCCAUCACCGGCAUGAUUCAGUUGGAUGACUGUCCUGUCCCUGCGGAGAACAUGUUCCCUGACGUCCAGGGGCUUGUUGGCCCUUUCACCUGCCUCAAUAGCGCUCGCUUGGGUAUCGCAUUCGGUGCGAUGGGUGCUCUUGAAGAUUGUCUGAGCCGCGCGCGCACCUACGCCUUGGAGCGCAAGCAGUUCAAGGGUAACCCGCUGGCGAAAUACCAACUGAUUCAGAAGAAGCUGGCGGACGCUGCCACGGAUGCCGCGUACGGCACUCUGGCUGCGACCCAAGUAGCCAGGCUGAAGGAUGCUGGAAAGUGUACCCCGGAGAUGAUCUCGAUGGUCAAGAGACAGAACUGUGAUCGAGCCCUGGCGAACUCUCGGAUUCUUCAGGAAGUGUUCGGCGGUAAUGCGGCCAGCGACGAGUACCAUAUCGCGCGGCAUGUCGCCAACCUGUUUGUGGUGCAGACAUAUGAGGGACAAAGUGAUAUCCACUCCUUGAUCCUCGGACGUGCCAUCACCGGCGUGCAGGCAUUCUACGAUCCCCCCUCCUCCUGCUCUGCUGGUCCCUCCGGAGAUGACCUGUUCCACUGGCAAGCAACUAUCAUGGGUCCUGGUGACUCUCCAUACUCGGGAGGUGUUUUCUUCCUGAACAUCCACUUCCCCACCGACUACCCCUUCAAGCCCCCGAAGGUCAACUUCACCACCCGGAUCUACCACCCCAACAUCAACUCCAACGGCAGCAUCUGCCUUGACAUUCUCAGAGACCAGUGGAGCCCUGCUCUCACGAUCUCCAAGGUGCUGCUCUCGAUCUGUUCGAUGCUCACAGACCCCAACCCCGACGACCCGUUGGUGCCCGAAAUCGCUCACGUGUAUAAGACGGACCGUCCCCGGUACGAGGCGACCGCGCGUGAAUGGACUCGCAAAUAUGCCAUCUGA
Molecule: messenger RNA, 1692 nt
Organism: Aspergillus ibericus CBS 121593
Lineage: Eukaryota; Fungi; Ascomycota; Eurotiomycetes; Eurotiales; Aspergillaceae
Product: putative glutaryl-CoA dehydrogenase
Exons: 9
Coding region: 1-1692 (563 amino acids)
Biological process (GO): fatty acid beta-oxidation using acyl-CoA dehydrogenase; fatty-acyl-CoA biosynthetic process
Cellular component (GO): mitochondrial inner membrane
Molecular function (GO): glutaryl-CoA dehydrogenase activity; flavin adenine dinucleotide binding; fatty-acyl-CoA binding
Source: RefSeq, a predicted model, not a curated record